AUGGAAGGAGAAAGAAAGAGGAAGAUGGAGAACGAAGAGGAGAAUGAAGAAGAGAAUAUGGAGAAGUUCUUCACAUUGAUCAGAAGCAUACGAGAAGUGCGGGAACGUAUGACCCGCGGGGUAGGUAAAUCAAACGAAGCAGAACAGAAGGCCACCGAAACCGAAGAGAAGGCGGUUCAGGUUUGGAUGCCGUCGUUCCGACCGGAAGAUUUCAUGGAGGAAGCUCCGUCCAAAGGCCCUGAAACCGACAUAGCAGGUGUUUCUAAGACACACGAUGACAAAGAAGAUGGGGGUGAUGGCUUGGACCUCGAGCUUUCUUUGUAG
Molecule: messenger RNA, 324 nt
Organism: Ilex paraguariensis (yerba mate)
Lineage: Eukaryota; Viridiplantae; Streptophyta; Magnoliopsida; Aquifoliales; Aquifoliaceae
Source: the annotation of a GenBank genome assembly